Thunnus maccoyii (southern bluefin tuna) is the source of this 1992-nucleotide messenger RNA. RefSeq names its product RAB3A interacting protein (rabin3). Gene Ontology annotation, biological process: exocytosis. The record is from RefSeq and is a predicted model, not a curated record. NCBI's taxonomy places the organism in Eukaryota, Metazoa, Chordata, Actinopteri, Scombriformes, Scombridae. Gene Ontology annotation, molecular function: guanyl-nucleotide exchange factor activity. Bases 283 to 1599 code for a protein of 438 amino acids. Gene Ontology annotation, cellular component: Golgi to plasma membrane transport vesicle. The transcript is spliced from 13 exons.
UGUAGUUUCCCAGUGGUCCGUAAACGCACCGUUUGGAGUAACCUGCUCCGGUCUGCGUCAACAACCGCUCCGCCGUGUCCGUUUGUUUGUUUCAUUGAUUCGGCGAUUUACCGGGAGGAAGACCGGUCCGGUCACUGUCCACACAGGAGCUCCGGUUAAAGACUGUUUCUAGUUGUAGCUGCAGCUCAUCUGUUCGCUGAGUCGCUGUGAGCCUCCAUCCAUCCUCCCAGCAUCUCCACCCACAGCUGCACUAUGACUGUAUGAUGUCUGAGAGCAGCUGCUAUGGCCUGCAGCAGCGGUCAGACUAACGCCGAAACUCUGGAGGGGUUCCAUGAGGUGAACUUGGCCUCGCCCACCACACCUGACCUUCAGAACCAAUCGGAGCAGCGCGCCCCCGCCCGUCACAGCACCCCGCCCACCUCUCUGUAUCGCACCCACUCCCUGGGAGCUCCCCCUCCUGGCCUGCCCACCUCCCUGCGGGCCGACCAGCUCCCCACGCAGCCGGUUUACUCCACACCGAGGUCCAGUCACAAUGGAAGCGUGCCAGGCCUGGAGGCGGAGUCGGGAGAGGGCAACUUCCUGUCCGGAGAGGACGGGGAGGAGUGCAGCGCUUUGAGCGACAGCCUGUCGCGGCUGCGCAGCCCGUCAGUGAUGGAGGUCCGAGAGAAAGGAUACGAGAGGCUGAAGGAAGAGCUGGCGAAGGCUCAGAGGGAGCUGCUGUUGAAGGAUGAGGAGUGUGAGAGGUUGUCUAAAGUCAGAGACCAGCUCGGCCAGGAGCUGGAGGAGCUCACCGCCAGUCUCUUCCAGGAGGCUCACAAAAUGGUCAGAGAAGCCAACGUCAAACAGGCAAACGCUGAAAAACAACUGAAAGAAGCUCUGGGAAAGAUCGACGUCCUCCAAGCGGAGGUCCAAGCCCUGAAGACGCUGGUGCUCUCCUCCCCCACCUCCCCUGUGGGUGAACUCCCCUCUGCAGGAGUCGGGGGAGGAGGGUCUAAGACUCCCUUCAGGAAGGGCCACAGCAGGAACAAGAGCACCUCCUCCGCCAUCCUGGGGACGCAGCCCGACCCGUCGGCCACGCAGCCUAUCGUCCGGGAGUGUAGAGAGGUGGACAGUCAGCUGUUCAGCGAGUUCAAGGCGUGGAAGGAGGAGCCGACGCUGGACCGGAGCUGCUGCUUCCUGGAGAGAGUUUACCGUGAGGACAUCUACCCCUGCCUCACCUUCAACAAGAGCGAGCUGGGUUCGGCUAUCUUGGAAGCCGUGGAGCAGAACGCGCUCAGCGUGGAGCCGGUCGGCUUCCAGCCGCUGCCUGUGGUCAAAGCCUCGGCGGUGGAGUGUGGAGGACCAAAAAAAUGUGCCCUGAGCGGUCAGACCAAAACCUGUAAGCACAGAAUCAAGUUUGGAGAUUCGUCCAACUAUUACUACGUAUCUCCCUACUGUAGAUACAGAAUCACAGCCGUGUGUAAUUUCUUCACCUACAUUCGCUACAUCCACCAAGGGCUGGUCAAACAGCAGGAUGCGGAGCAGAUGUUCUGGGAGGUGAUGCAGCUCCGCAGGGAAAUGUCCUUCGCUAAGCUCGGCUACUACAAAGACCAGCUGUGACUGACGGACAGCUCGGCCCUCCAAUCACAGCAGACUCUGCCCUGAAGCCCCACCCUCCCCCUGGUUCUGGUUUUCCUCGUCUCAUCCCGUCAUUUCAGGACCCCCCCCUUCCUCUCCUCUCCCUGUGUGUGAGAGCCCCUCCUGUUUUUGUGUGUGUGUGUGUGUGUGUGUGUGUGUGUGUGUGCGAGAGAGAAUAACACUAAAAAGACUGAAAGACUGUGACAUCAGUGGUCUGUUUUUGUUACUGAUCUGGAGUUUUGAUGAGUUUCUGUUGAUGGUUUGAUUCCAGAAUAUAUUUACUUGAUUAAAACUUUAUUAACACUCCUGCUGGAAAACAGAACUUACAAACUGAAGUAUGAAGUAUGUUGGCAUUUAAACCCAUCUGAGGAUCUU